UAUUCAUUGGUUUUUGUUGUUGAGUGAAUAAAGGUUUCCUCUAGAGAAGGGCUAUUAGCCCUCCGAUUGUUUUCCUGUUUUCCUUGCGUAUAUGCACCAGGUGAUGGAGAGUCAAAUUCACAAAACUCGCAACUCUCUCUCCGUCUGACACCAAAUUUAGCUGAUUGUAGUGUGACCGCUCUGCCACCAACAGCUAAUCCAAGCUUUCCAGGAAGCUUUUGAUGGCAACCUGAACAUUAUAUCGCGCCUGUAUUUAGCAAAUCCAUGACUGAGGUAGCUCCCUGACUUUUCUGUUGUUGCAUCACGUCAACUGCCUCAGUCAAAAUCCUUGUCACCGCCAUGAACGGAACUUCUGUCACCCCAGUUCCUCUACAGGGUGACGGACUCAUGCCAGAAAAACUCAGCAACGAUGACUCCGACUCCACAAAAUCGCUAGCAUCGAUUAUUGAAGCUCUAGAAGCAAUCCACAGCCCACAAUCAUCGAACGAAGCUCGGGUGAAAGCGUCGGUGUUCCUCGAUCAGGCACGCGCUCAAGAUCAAGCGCCCUUCGUUGGUUAUACGCUUGCGUCCGAUCUUUCGCAGCCGCCGCCUGUCCGACAUUAUGCUCUCUCGAUGAUAGAAUAUGCGAUACAACACCGAUGGAUCCAUUACUCGGGAGAACAGGCUGUUGCCGUUCGUGAAUGGACUCUGAGUCUCGGCUCCAAAGUCAAAGAACAAGAUCCGCUCUACGUCCGAACCAAGCAGGCACAAUUAUGGGUUGACAUAGCCAAAAGGAGCUGGGCAUUAGAUUGGAUGGGCUUGGAUGAAGCUCUACUGCAGCUGUGGGCCGGGCCGCAAGUGCAGAGAGAAUUCGUGCUCUACGUGCUAGAAAAUCUCUCAGAAGAUAUCUUCUGCAGCGAGGAUUCUAUCGCCGCCUUACGAGGUGCUGAGCUGAGCAAAGCCUGUGUCGAGAUCUUCACUCCGGCCGCAAUCUUUGCGGAGCAAUAUCCGACAAGAGAAACCAGCGCCAAUGUGCGCCAGGGUGAUGAAGGAUGGCUUGCGCGUCUUGCAGAAUUUCUGGGUCUGUGUUUGGAAAAUAAUGUGGAGAUCGCUGGUCCAUAUCAGACUGGGGCAAUCAGAGCAUUAGCAGUGAUGAAGUCAGUGGCUGGAUGGGCCAUUCCAAAAGCUAUAGUUGCUGCGCAUUUGCUUGAGCUUUGCUGUCGAGCUAUGGCAACUUCCAGCGUCCCAGUACAGUUCGCAGCUGUUGAAGCACUUCACAGCCUUUUUAGCCGAGCAUAUCUCCAGGACGACGACUUUUUCGCAACCGUUUGUCCAAUGUAUAGAACCGAAGUCGUGAAUCUGAUGAAAUCGCUCUAUGAAAGAUCCAUUGUGGACGUUACAGACAUAGAUGAAUCAAAAUAUAUUCUCUUGCAGAAACUUGUUGAGUUACUCGCAAACUUGGGUCACUACAUAAUAGAAAGGCCACAGCUCGUCCCCGAAGGAAGCGAUCUUGCUGGUUUCUUUUUCCUCAUGCUCACAGUCGUACGCAACCAGAGUCUUCUUGUUACGAUACCCGUCUUGCAUACCUUUGUCAGACUCCUCAGAAUAGAAUCCAUCGGAGACUCGGAGACUAUCUUGCCCCUAAUCGGACCGCUACUCCAAAUCUGCAGUGAACGGCUAUUCCGCUAUGAAGCUUUGCCUGAGGACUCUGACGAUCCAACAUUCAUAUUCCUUAACGAAGACAUAGAGACUGUGCCGGAACGGCAUGUUUUCCUUGGAAACUAUCGAAGAUAUUGCGUGGAGGUCGUCGAGAUAGUUACUCGAAGGAAGCCAUUCGAUGCGUUGGGUCACAUCAUAACUCAAGUGGAUGAAAUGCUCCAGAGGCUAUACAGCAACCAGCCGCCAUUCAAAGUGGAAUUCUACACCCGAAAUUCUAUUCCUACUCUGAUUGCCGACGCUCAUUUCACGGUAGUAGAAGCAGCCCUCAGAGGCUACGCGAAAUGGUCUACCUCGCAAAGCCCAAGCCCACCAGCCGAUGUGCAACAGACCCAUGACCUCAUGGACAAUUCGCUGGAAAAUUGGUGUGAGCGGAUACUGCAAAUAAAUCAUCAGGAUCCACUUAUUCAAAAAUGUGUCACACACCUGAGCGUUGACAUUGCAGCAAGCACAAGGAAGCCAGCCUUCACCCUAGCCGUUUUGGAGCGCAUUCUGAGCCUUAAAUUCGUUGAGGAUCCAGACUAUCCAGCUUACUCGGAGGCAGUUCAAGAACUACGAAAAGUUUGUUCCCAUGAACUGCACCGGCUAGCCUUGCACUUCUCGGAUUAUUUUUACUCUACAUAUGAAGACAUUGAACGUCGUAUCAACGUAGUAAUUUCUGGCCCUGACGUCGAUGACCGAUUGCGGCUACAGUACCAGACCUUUUUGUUUACCAUCACUCAUCGCUCCGCCUGUGGAGAUGACGAAGUCCGCCGACAGCGACUUGCAAGCUUCUUAGAGCCUGUCAAAGGAUUAUGGCUACAGCCGCAGAUGCUGGAGGCUCUCUCGUCGUUUGAAAAUUUCUGCAGAUUCCUGGGUCUGGACAAAGUCCAGCAGUAUCUUCUUUCAAAACAAGCCCAUCAGGUGGAGAACUGGUCGACGUUUGCAUUGGAUGAUGAGGGAAUGGCGAUUAAAUCACAAACAACCCAGAGCUUCGAGGCCUUGCCCAUACGAGCCACAAAAUCUUUCCUUGGUGUUUCUGUGGACAAGAUGAAGCGCACCGAGAAUUCGUACAGGGUAACCUGCUCACUGUGGAAAGACGUAAUCCCACAAAUCCUUCCGCAUCUUCUCAAAUUAAUAAGUUUCUCUCACGCUCUGCAUGUGCCCGAGAACUGGACCGGCCUUCCGGGAGAAAUGCACUCGGUGGUCAAGCACGUAUUGACGGAUCGCUUCUGGCAAGCUGGAAUUUCAAGCGGGAGCAGAGAUGACUUUUACGCAAAAGUUACCGGCACGAAAACCUCUCUCGAGGGCUUUGCAUCAUCUGUUCGUGGCACGAUCCGCGCUGUCAGGGAACAAUGUUACGCCGUGCUCGGAUUUAUGACCCGGCUGGAGGAUCACUUUUAUGGUUUCAGCGAACUUCCAGAGCCAUUGUCUGAAGCUCUUUUCACAGACGCUCGCUCGCUCUCAACUCAUCAGCUUUCUGUUCUGCUUAACGUCUCUAGAACAGUGAUCGACAAUUGUCCCGUCCAUCAGCGGUCAACUUUUCUUUCACCCUUCCUCUAUUCCUUAUUUAUUCAGCUUGAUCAAAAGAUACAUUUCGAAUGGCAACGUCUGAUUCAGCGACGCCAGACUUCCUCUUACGAAGACGAUCUCACAAACGAAAUGCGCGAUGAAAGCAUUUUACGCCAACUCACCUUUGCUGCCGUUACGACCGUAGCUGGAAUUCUCCACCCCCAGCGGCCAAAUCCCCCUUUCCAGACUACUUCCGGACCGCUUCCAUCUCAGUCAGAGGAUCAAUCCAAAUCAUCCCCAGCAAAAUCCAACGACACAUAUCCAAGCAUGCGCAUGUUCAUAAUCUCCAAUCCUCGAAUCCUCGAGGCCAUCAUUCUAUUCAUGACGCAUGCAAUCUAUAUGCAAGAUUCUCGAUGCUGUAACAUCACCAUCAAUGUCUUUCGCAGCAUUAUCCCGGAAUUCCGUAUUUCGGGCGGACUUCCAGCCGCACCCAUGAUCCGGGACUACAUCAGCUCAGAAGUCCUCAAAGCGAGUAUAGCCUCCUUACACGAACCCUACUUUGUCGAUCUCCAGAAAGAACUCGCUCAACUCAUUGCGACUAUUAUCCACUUCUACGGUACUCAGACCGAAGUAGUAGCCCAAGUUUUGCUCUCCAUCAACGGUAUGACUGAGCCUAUUGUUGGCCGGGCCAUGGGCCGCAUCGUGCGUAAUCAGUCUGCCCGUCAGCAGCGCGCCCUCGUGCUGGAAUUGCUUGAGAGCCUUCGCGGCGUGCGCGUCAGCGAACAGGGCAAAUUUGCGAAGCCCGACCCGAAGAAGGUCAAAUCCGCCAUCCAGGAGAAGUACAUGACCAUUGAUACCGAACCGACACAGUCCCAGCGCGAGCAAAGCCCUGAUUUGGGCGGGAUUGCGGAUAUGUUCGGUUGACGAAAAAUUGCAAGAUGUGGUGCAUCAAAUUUAGCCGUCUUGCUUACAUAUUCGAACUCUUCAUCCCACAGUCCUUUCAUACUUGGGUGCUCCCGUUACGUUGACUUUGAAAGUUUCCAUUCCUCUGGGUCGGCUACUUGUUUUUUCUUCCUUUCUUUCCAUUUUCUUUUGCAUUAGGGAAGGCAGGCAAAACAUUUUCAAGGAUAGGAAUCGAUCUACACCCUGCAUUAAAUUUUUUUCUUUUUACCUGAUGUUUUCGAUUUCCUUCGUCCUCCCUAGGUUUAUCACAUACUCGAGGCGUCGGGGUCUCUCAUGGAUUCUUCUAAUCUUGAUCCUCGCCGUCCAUACCAUAAAGAAGCAAUUAACUCCUCUGGAGCGAAACCCGCAGAUCGCUCACACACAUAGCUAGGCUAUUGAUAGAUUUCACGAAAAUAAGAAUUUGAGAUGCAG
Molecule: messenger RNA, 4560 nt
Organism: Xylona heveae TC161
Lineage: Eukaryota; Fungi; Ascomycota; Xylonomycetes; Xylonales; Xylonaceae
Exons: 11
Coding region: 340-4110 (1256 amino acids)
Biological process (GO): protein export from nucleus; RNA export from nucleus
Cellular component (GO): cytoplasm; RNA nuclear export complex; nucleus
Molecular function (GO): RNA binding; nuclear export signal receptor activity
Source: RefSeq, a predicted model, not a curated record